CCAGUAAAGAUGGGUGACAAAAUGGCUGCUCCCGCCGUGCCUGCUGGCAAGGAAUGGUCACAUGGUUUUUGGUCCUGCUGCAAUCCAUUCAGUACAUGCUUGUUGACUUACUUCUGUCCCUGCAUGGUCUUUGGUAAAACUGAAGCUCGGCUGAAGGAGCCAGGAGCCACUGAGCACAGUAGUAUGAAUGGCAUGUGUUGUGCUUGGGCAUGCUUGGCCUACGUAGGGUGUUCAUGUAUCCUCACAGCACUCCAACGUAGCAAGAUUCGAGAUACUUAUGGUAUCGAGGGCUCAAGCGCGACGGACUUUUGCGCAUCAUUCUGCUGCCCCUGCUGCACCAUUGUGCAAAAUUCGAAAGAAUCCGUGACGAGAACGCAGGCAAAUGGAGCUUAUCAAUCACCACCAGCCAUGCAAUAUCCAUGAAAAGGGCGCGAUGUGGGACAUGAAAGAACCAAGAAGGCAGCAUUCGUGACAGGAUUACCGUUUUCGUUUAAUAAGACCUCUAUUGUAUUGCUUUUGUUUUACUUUGCAUGCUUUUAUACCUCCUAAGUAAUUAUUUAUUGUCUAUUUCCACUUAAUCCCUCUCGCUUCUACAAGAACUGGAUGAUCCUGGAAUGGCCUAUGUCUGCCGAUUCUUACAUAGAUGCCUGCUUCACUUGGCGCAACCAUUUAUUUACUUCCAGAAUUUGACAGGCUAAUACGAUUAUUUAGCUAUUUAUUUAUUUAUUUAUUUAUUUAUUUAUUUAUUUAUUUAUUACUUUA
Molecule: messenger RNA, 762 nt
Organism: Histoplasma capsulatum G186AR
Lineage: Eukaryota; Fungi; Ascomycota; Eurotiomycetes; Onygenales; Ajellomycetaceae
Product: PLAC8 family protein
Exons: 3
Coding region: 22-423 (133 amino acids)
Source: RefSeq, a predicted model, not a curated record